Molecule: messenger RNA, 892 nt
Organism: Cajanus cajan (pigeon pea)
Lineage: Eukaryota; Viridiplantae; Streptophyta; Magnoliopsida; Fabales; Fabaceae
Product: large ribosomal subunit protein uL6
Biological process (GO): cytoplasmic translation
Cellular component (GO): cytosolic large ribosomal subunit; ribosome
Molecular function (GO): structural constituent of ribosome; rRNA binding
Source: RefSeq, a predicted model, not a curated record
AACCGAAGUUAGGGUUUUGGGAGCUGCAUUGUGGUGGUAGAGUCGCAGAGGCUUUAGGGUUGUAAGGUAGAGUCGCAACAAUGAAGAACAUUCUCUCCUCUGAAACCAUGAACAUCCCCGACGGCGUGAGCAUCAAGGUUCACGCCAAGGUCAUCGAGGUCGAGGGUCCCCGCGGAAGUCUCGUUCGAGACUUCAAGCAUUUGAACCUCGAUUUCGAUCUCAUCACCGACGACAACGGAAAGAGGAAGCUCAAGAUCGACGCCUGGUUCGGCUCCCGGAAAACUUCCGCUGCCAUCCGCACCGCCCUUAGCCACGUCGAGAAUCUCAUCACUGGCGUCACCAAGGGCUACCGCUACAAGAUGAGGUUCGUCUACGCUCACUUUCCCAUCAACGCUAGCAUCACCAACAACAACAAGUCCAUCGAGAUCCGAAACUUCCUCGGCGAGAAAAAGGUUAGAAAAGUGGACAUGCUUGAGGGUGUGUCCGUCCUUCGAUCUGAGAAGGUGAAGGAUGAAGUCGUUUUGGAUGGAAACGACAUUGAACUUGUUUCAAGAUCUUGUGCUCUUAUUAACCAGAAAUGUCAUGUGAAAAAUAAGGAUAUUAGGAAAUUCUUGGAUGGAAUUUAUGUGAGCGAAAAGGGCACCAUUUUGGUGGAUGAGUAGAUGGUGGGCACCAUUUUGGUGGAUGAGUAGAUGGUGAAGAGCUGGGCACUUUUUGUGCUGUCAAACUUUUCUAUUUUGGAAUAUUUUAUUUGGAAUUUUUAGUUUUUUAUAUUUGGAAUUUUUGGAAUAUUUUAUUUGGAAUUUUUAGUUUUUUAUAUUUGGAAUUUAUGAAAAUGUAAUGCAGAGAAUACCAAUCAUUCAAAUGCACUUACUCAUUCUAGUCUCUUUUA